AUGCUGCACUUGGAGUACGCCGUUCCCGAUAAAUACCAAAAGAAGACCAAGGGACUCCUGGGAUACUGGGACGGGGAUUCUGGGAACGACUUCGUGGCCUUUGAUGGGAAUGUCUUACAGAGUGAUGCAUCUGAGGAGGACAUUUUCAGCCAGUUCGGAGAAACAUGGCAAGUAACAGAAGAAGAUGGUCCAAAGAGAACAAGAUUUUUCUACGCCCCCGGCACGACCACCAGUUUGUACAAGGACAACAGCUACGUGCCGCACUACACCGACCAGGUGAUCUUCAGCAGUGCCGUACUGGAGCAGCAGGCUAACGCCAUGUGUGGAGACGACAGGGAGUGUCUGUUCGACAUUUCUGAGACCGGCGACGUUGAAGUUGGGGAGCUGUCGGUGGUGAUGAAGGAGGACUUUGAGAUUGAGAAGAUUGUCCGAGAGAUAUUCCCACCAACUCUACACGGAUCAGAGGUUGUCAACGCUACUGUCGGAGAACAGCUCCAGUUCACCGUGAGCGCCACCGACAGAAACGGCCUCGACAUGAUGUUCGAACUGGGAGCAGAGGUCCCGGAUGAUGACGUCACACUGUCCCUAGCAGAAAACGUGGCGACGUUCACCUGGCUGGUGACGUCAGAUGAGCCGUUCAACCUGCAGAUUGACGUGACGAAUUCGGAGAACGCGACCGCCCAGCUCUGGCCAACCGUCAACAUGUGUUCCUGUCUGAACGGGGGCGUCUGCAAUGGAGUGGCUUCGGAAGAACAGAACAGCGACGGAAACACAAAAUUUGUCACACUGGAGUGCACCUGCCCAGCUGGGUACACCGGGAUGAAGUGCGAAACAGACAUGGACGCAUGCGUGGAGAACUUUGACCCGUGCUUCUCUGGAGUGGUGUGCACAGACCGUCCCGCGCCAGCCGACAUCGACGGGUUCGACUGUGGAGACUGCCCGGCAGGUUUUAACGGAGAUGGCCAGAACUGCAUCGACAUCGACGAAUGCUCCACUGGAGAGGGAUCCGUUUGUCAUCACGUCUGCAUCAACAUUGUUGGCAACUUCUCCUGCGGCUGCAACGAAGGCUUCUACCUAACGGAUGACGUGGUUUCUUGUGAAGAUGUCAACGAAUGCGAUCUCCCAAACAACUGCACCCAGCUGUGUCUGAAUACCGACGGGUCAUUCAACUGUAGCUGUAAGGAUGGCUUUACGCUCGCAGCAGAUCAGCAGGACUGUGAACCAAACAACCCCUGCAGUGCUGAGAACAACCCGGGUUGUGACGAGAACUACGGCUGGUGUGUCAUGAACUCGUCUUCCGGCCUAGCGACUUGCGUGUGCAUGACAGGAUACCAGCUCAACGAUGAUGGGGUGACAUGUGAAGACAUUGACGAGUGCCUUACCGGAGACAGUCAUUGUGACCAGCUGUGUAACAACACGAUGGGCGCGUACGAGUGCUACUGUGAGGACGGAUAUGAACUAACGGACAGCCCAGUACAACCAUGCCAUGAUAUCGAUGAGUGUUUUGAGGGCCUCUUCAACUGUUCGUCUAACGAGGUGUGCGAAAACGCGGUGGGGAGCUACUCAUGCGUCUGUGAGGAAGGAACCACACUCCUUGACGGCGAAUGUGUGAGAGAGCCCCUGACUACACCACCCCGGGGCCCAACAACGGUACCGACUACAACUGACACGACGUCUGGGUCAACAAUGCCAACGGUUACAUCCCCGGUUACAGCAUCACCGGCCAGGAAAAGCACAACGGAGCAUCCAGCUGAGUUUACGGCAUCACCGUCAACCAGCACCGGCAUGACCACGGUGUCUGCUACAACUACGUCUCAGUUCUCUUCGGAAGAGGAACAGGCCUCGGAAGAGGAGUCUACAACGCAUCGUGCAGAUAUGGUCCCACUUACUACGACUGCAGAUGGCCUGACAAAGGGUACUUUCACGACGUAUAAAGUUACUUCUAGUGGAAACCAAGUAUUACGAAAAAGACUUGUUUCUCCCGUGAACUUAUAUACAUUACCAUGA
This is a messenger RNA of Branchiostoma floridae (Florida lancelet), 2007 nucleotides long. Its product is annotated as mucin-like protein. The transcript is spliced from 10 exons. The record is from RefSeq and is a predicted model, not a curated record. Bases 1 to 2007 code for a protein of 668 amino acids. Lineage: Eukaryota; Metazoa; Chordata; Leptocardii; Amphioxiformes; Branchiostomatidae. Gene Ontology annotation, molecular function: calcium ion binding.